AUGUCAGAGGCCCAUUGUCUUGAUUCCAUCGACGAGGAUAUCCUCAUUUUGAUUUUCUCUCGCCUUGGCGUACCCGAUUUGCUAUCAGUUCGACAGGCUUGCCAACGAAUCAACAAGAUAACAAGGCUACGCAUCGUGUGGUACAACGCAUGCGUGUUCAAUAUAUUGCGCCCAGGAUAUCCUUUCCCGGACGUACCCCUCGACGACCUCACCGAAUUUGAUCUCGAACGAUACACACGGCUGGCGCAUCGUCUUUCCAUAAGAUGGACCUCACGAUCCUCAUUGGGCUCCCAGUACCGUGCACAAUCACCCGCUGUAUUCGAUUCCUUCCCUUUGACUCGUGAACGAAGUUUUAAAGCGUCUACGAGCACAGAGAUCACUGCGGUACGGUUCCUGCACGGAAGAAAAGAGCGGUAUAUGCUGGCGGUUUCUAAAGGCAUCUGGUCUACAUUAUCUCUCUGGCGAAUUGAUGGACCAGGAGGGAAGAAGUCUCAAAAUGCCGUCGCACCGCAUGAAUGCACCAAAUGGUCGCCAAAAGGGGCUCUGUUCAGUAAGUUCGUUUUGAAUAAAGACGUCAAGUCCGAAGGUGUCGUCGCGCUUUCGGUUUUCAUGGCAGGCCAGCAAAAUCGUCGCCAGACCAUCGUUCUUACUUUGGAGGGGAUAGAGACGGCUGGCAGUGACAUAGAGUUCAAAGUGUUAUCGACCAUCGACACAACACUGGAACCCAUGGAGAUGCGGGGUCAUAUCAUAGCAUUUGCUGACGAGUCGUCACAGACGGUUCUAUUCAACCGGCGUACAGGCCUUAGUGGAUUGUUACAGCACGAGCAGGAGCAAGGCGUAUUUCUUCACGAUCCUUGCGUGCAAGUAGUAUUCGCGUACCACAGCGUACUCGUCGUUCGGGCACGGUCGCUUCAUCUCUUUCCCUGGCCAGAACUACUUGCCCCGGACGUUAUCCAACCAACCCAAUCUAUCGGUCAUCACACCUUCGGUUGGGUCGACGGCAUCUCAGCGGUCUUACCAGCUCAAAAAUUCAACGAGCACUCCAAUAACACGCUGGGAAACAUACCCAUUAUGAUUCUCAGCCGUACACCUAGUCACGAUCCGUGGUCUUCCGACGUGUGUACUUUGGAUUUGUACAAGCUAGAACCCAAUCCGGCUUUUAUCCCACCAACAACAAACGACGCUGCGCCUGGGUUCUGGAACGCCGUACCGGGUGCCACGUCGCCGUAUAUUUUCCCGCCUCUUCUUACAGCUCAAGCGGACUCGAGACGUGGACCCAUUCGAUGCCAGGAUAUUAUGCUGGGGAAGUAUGGGACGGCCAUGUGGCUCCACCCGCGUGAUAGCGCAACCCACGGGUUGGUGUCGUCGGAUACACACCUGCAAGAGAUCCCCCUUCAAAGUACGCCCUGGAGCGAUGAAAGGCUUGUCGCCGCUGUCCUCAGUGGGCCCCUUGAAAGCGUAGCCCGAGAUGUUAUGGGUGAUAAUGCGGGGUUAGAUGGAAGUGCUGUGCCGGGUGGUGCCAGCGCUCGGCGAGGUUCCGAGUAUGUGAGAGUUACGACGAUUGCGAGGAAUGUAGACAAUGACUGGACUGCGUUGGACUAUGAUGAAGCUAUGGGAAGGGUCGCAAUUGGGUCUAGUUUUGGGAAGCUUACAAUUAUGGAGUUACCUGCUGUUGUGGAAGUCGGUGUCGUGGAUGCCGGGCUUGGGAAGAAGAACGACUGUGGCAAGCAGCAGCCUGUGGUUUUGUGUGGGUUUGUUUCGUCACGCGCUUUCUCUUCCUCUCUCGUCCACCACCUCCCCCGACUCUUUUUCUCCUUCACCCCUUCUUCAUCGGCCGCAGCGCCUCGACGAAUGUCAGGCAGGCCUCCUCCAAGUGGUCCUCGCGCGCUGCGACCAUCAGCACAGCCGUCGUCGUCCUCAACACCGACCGUUGCACCGGCGCCUGCUGCUCAAUCCCAACACCAAGGCCCAUCCAGUUCCUUCACGGCCAGCAGAAUCGGUGCUGCUCCUCCAACAGGUCCUCGAAGUCUUUUAAAUGGGGGUGCUCCCAGCGCACCAGCCGGGUUUCGAAAAUCUAAAUAUGCGAACGGAUACAAUUCGACAUCGGCACCCGGCAUAAGUGGUCCUGGGCCAAGCACGUUGCAGCAUAGGCACAGACUCAAAUCAAGAGAACUGGAAUCAGCCCCGCUGCAAGUUAAUGGGAGCUGGCAGUCUCAGCAGUCGCAGCAGCCCAAUGAAUGGAACGAUCACGCUGAAGGGAGGCUCGUUGGGAGUACGAGUAGGGACAGGGUGGUUAUCAAUACGAAAAGUACUUUCUUGCAACGCCCUCACCCAGAUGACCCUCCACCGCCAAAAAACGACCCUCCACCCCCGCCCCCACCUCCUAUUUCGGAACCACCUCCGCCGCCCCCGCCUCAACCUGCAGAUCCACCACCGCCUCAACCUGCAGAUCCACCACCGCCUCCUCCUCCUCCAUUGCUAGCUCCGCUACCGCCUCAACCUGACGAGUCAUCUCCUCCAAGCUUAAUUACUCUUGCUCGAUCACCUCUUGCUCGCUUGCAGAAUGAUUUCCCUACGUUUCGGCCUUCGGGAAGCCAACCACCUCCGCCAGAAUCAUUGCCACCAGAAUCACCCCCACCUCCUCCUGCAGGCCCCCCGCCCCCUUUGCCAAAGUUCUCAAUCUCAAUACCGCGACGUGACAAAAGUCCGCCACCUCCGCCUCCCAGCCAUCCUCCUCCACCAGAACCUCAUGCGCCUCCACCGCCUCCUUCAGCACCUCCUACUCAACCGCCGCCACCUCCGCUUGUGUCCUUCAAACUCCCUACGCCAUUGUACGGGCAGGCGCGGACACUGACUCUCGCCUCGAGUCCUUCACCUUCACCUUCUCCACCUUCUCCCCCGCCUCCCCCAUCGUCUACGCCCCCGCCCUCAAUCACUCCUCCGCCUCCACCGCCGCCUCAGUCACCUCCACCUCCGCCACCAUUCGAUCCGCCGCCGCCGCCACCACCACCAGAUUCCCAUCCGCCGCCGCCGCCGUCUCCUCCCCUGGCUGAUCGGACACCUCAGUAUUAUCAUUCAUCAUCCUCGGAGACGCACCUUUACCGUCGUUCCCCACGGUUCCCCUCACAUCCUCCACGUAGUUCGCGAUGGGAUGGACAGCAAUCUCCACGAAGACGUUCUCCUUCACGCUCUCCUGGUCCCGUUCGACAGCCAACUCCUCCAAGAUCACCUUCCCCUCAACUAUACUCUUUGCCACCCCCCCUGCCUUGGCCUCCCGCAAAGUCCGAGCUUCCCCCACAUCGACCAUUCAAAGUUCUUUUCGACCCAGCCGUGGACAUCCAUCCUUCCCGUUACCGUAGCAUCAUCGACAACAUACGGAAGAAUGCUCCACCUGAAGUAGUUCAAGAGCGGAUAAAGAGCAAAGGGAAGGGAAAGGAUAUUUUGACGAGGUUCGAAGGUGAGAUAUUCCGACGCGAAGUAGAAGAGGCGGAAAUGGACGUAGACGGCGAGGUGCCUGAUCGCAGCAAGGAGGGGAGUGAUGUUGAGGAGAAAUCUGAGGCAGGCGCAAAGGCUCAAGUUUGGGAAGAUGAAUUAGUGCUGAGGGACCCCCGAAAACAUCAACCAGCCAAAAAAUCCACAAGACUUCGUACAGAAUUGUAUGAAGUUCAUUAUGAGUACGAUGCGAACUCGUAUGGUCCUCCACCGGCGACUUCUGUCCUUGUGGCGAAUAUCUCCCCUCUCACUUCGCAAGCCCAAAUCCGUCGCUACUUCGCUGCCCACGGCACGAUCACUGCCUUCGAGAACCAGAUCGACUCUGAGACAGGAGGAGCGCUAGGCAUCGUGUACCUACGGUACUCGACGCACGAUGAUGCGAAGAAGUGCGUAGAGAAGGAGAAUGGGAGGAGGCCGACAUCCGGAGGGGCUGGGAUGAUCAUGGCUGGGGACAACGGGGAUGAGAUUCGGGUGGUGCUUGACGGGCAGGGGUCUAAGUUGGCUGCUGUGAGGAAGGAGCUAGAAGAGAGGAAGAAGAGGGCGAAGCAGAAGGAUAGGGAGGCCAAGGGAUCAGAUAGAGAUGGCAGAGUGGAUAGAGACAGAGGCAGAGACAGUAGGGGCAUGGAUAGGGAUAGCAGAGGGGACAGAGAUGGUAGGGAUAGUGUGCGAAGUGGACGAGACAGUAUUCGACAUGGUUCGACGCCAAAUCCGGGAACCCCGAUGGGUCAUGGCCGCGAUCAACGGCGGCCUGGACAUCAACAUCACUCACAAUCGUACCAUGGCUCACAUUCGCGCACUUCUCAUGACUCUAGGCGUCCGACGCAUCCUGCUAACUCUUCAAGUCAGCCUCAACAUCUACCACCGCCCUCCAAUCAAUCCAGUCAACCCAGCGCCCCGCCUAUGCAUCAUCCUUUGCCCCCCAAGCCAGUCACUAACGGUAUCACCGACAACGACCCCCCACCUCGAUCUCUCUCCAAGAAGAUUCCAGCGGCACUCCUCAAGGCACGACAAGAGGUUGCUAAAUCGUUCACUCAGCAACCAUCGCGAGAGCGAGACCUAUCCCGCCAAGGAUCAACCUAUACGCCUUCAUCUACCUCAACGCCCGUUCACCGCGAGUGGGAUAGAGGCAGAAAUGGGACGCGCGACAAAGGACGGACGUAUGCAUCGCCUAUUCAUCAGUACGACUAUGGUUCCCCGAUGGAUCUCUCCCGUUCACCUACUCCAUCCCCUGUUCGAGGGGGCAAACGAGGAACGGCCGCUACCAAGGAAGAUGCGGAGAAGGAAAGAAUCGCCGUAGUGAACGAGCUUGCGAAGAACGGGAAGGAUCAUAUCAAGAUCUCGGGCGGCGCACAAUUGACCUCUGCCAUCAACGAUGGUGAUGUGAGAGAGUUCGUCGGCGGGUUCAAGGUUGAUCAGGUGCUGAAAGAUCGGACAGGAUGGUACGUUUCCUUCGAGACUGGAGAUGUCGCCCGACGCGCAGCCAUGGUUCUGAACAAUCGGACGAUCUCUUAUCACUCGGUCACGGUGUCCGUCCACCCUGCUCCCGCUCCCAUAGCCGUCCACGACAAGACACGAUGGAGUGAUGACGAACUAAUUGAUCAAACCAAAGCUUUGCUAAUGAAAGAGUUGUUCGGGGUGCUGGAGAAGGAUAUCCGGGAGGGUGUGGUAACAAUUGACUUGCGAAAAUUCAUGGCGUCAGAGAAGGCGAAGGGUUCCGCUGGGCCAACGGCUACGGAGGUUCGUCCUACGGAAAGGAAAGGACUCAAAGGGCUGUCUUUCAAGAAACAAAAGAAAGCCGAGGAACCGAAGCCAUUGGAAGUGCCUCUGCCUGAUAUCGUUGAUGACGAUGCCACCAUGGAUCUCGACCUUGAGCCACCACAGAAGAAGCAGAAGAAGGAGGUCAAGAAGUCGAGGAGAGUAGCAGAGGUUCCGGACAUAGAGUCAGAAGACGAGGAUGACGCUGCUCCGACGCCUACGUUGACUUCGGAUGUUGGGCUCAAGAGGCUGAUCUCGGAGACCGUCGAAGCAGAGGAGCCUGCCAAAAAGAAGCAGAAGACCGAUGUCGAUCAAAGUGUCAAAGUUAAGAAGGGCACCAAGAAGAAAGACAAGAAGCUUCCCAUCCUCGAUUCAGACGUCGAUGAAGUGGUGCUUCCUAAUAACCUCGAUUAUUCGGCUCCUCGCGUUACCCAAUUACGCAUCACUCCAGAAUCUUCUUUAUCUCCCUCCCGAUCCCCUUCCCCCGUUCGCAAGCCACUACCACCUCCAACGUUGUCCCUCGACGGCGUCCUUGAAGAUGAUGAAGACCAGUACUUCGCUCGACUCGUUCUAUUGAGAGAGCCACCGUCUGCACUAGCUCCUACCGUCGACUCAACGGAACCACCAUCUGAAGAAGGUCAACCACCGAUCCGGCGCCACGUUACGGGGUCUGCACGUACUGAAGGCUAUUACAAGAUCUCCCACGCAGAGAAGGCCGCAUAUGUUUCCCAGUAUCAAGCACGAACCAUGGCGUCCGAAGCCACUGCCCAGGUGGAAGACACGCAACCAAAGCACGUUACUUCUUCGCGUUCCAAUCGUGCUAACGCUCGUCGCAGAGCGCAAGGCCUAGAAGAAAUUAACCAAGUUCAGCAGGCUAUUGCGCUAUCCAAGGGCGAGACCACGGCAAAUGAGCUGUCUUUCAAAUUCAACCAACUGCAGACCAGAAAAAAGCAUCUCCGCUUCGCUAGGUCGCCCAUCCAUGACUGGGGUCUCUACGCUAUGGAGAAGAUUUCGAGGGGCGAGAUGGUGAUAGAGUACGUUGGUGAAGUUAUUCGCGCUCAGGUCGCGGAUAAGAGGGAGAAGGUGUAUGAGCGUCAAGGGAUCGGGAGUAGUUAUCUGUUCAGGAUCGAUGAAGAUCUGGUUGUAGAUGCCACGAAGAAAGGGAAUCUAGGGCGGUUAAUCAACCACUCUUGUGAUCCAAACUGCACGGCCAAGAUCAUCACGAUUAAUGGAGAGAAGAAGAUUGUCAUCUAUGCAAAGCAAGACAUUGAACUCGGUGAUGAAAUCACCUAUGAUUACCAUUUCCCUAUCGAGCAGGACAAAAUUCCCUGCCUCUGUGGUUCUGCCAAGUGCCGCGGUUAUCUCAAUUAG
Pleurotus ostreatus (oyster mushroom) is the source of this 6618-nucleotide messenger RNA. RefSeq names its product histone methyltransferase set1 (gene SET1). Gene Ontology annotation, cellular component: Set1C/COMPASS complex. Gene Ontology annotation, molecular function: histone H3K4 methyltransferase activity; RNA binding; protein binding. NCBI's taxonomy places the organism in Eukaryota, Fungi, Basidiomycota, Agaricomycetes, Agaricales, Pleurotaceae. The transcript is spliced from 10 exons. The record is from RefSeq and is a predicted model, not a curated record. Bases 1 to 6618 code for a protein of 2205 amino acids.